This is a messenger RNA of Clonostachys solani, 1203 nucleotides long. The record is from the annotation of a GenBank genome assembly. Lineage: Eukaryota; Fungi; Ascomycota; Sordariomycetes; Hypocreales; Bionectriaceae.
AUGUCCACCCGGCGCUCACACCCCAAAUCACGCAAAGGAUGCAUCGCUUGCAAGACCCGGCACGUCAAGUGCGACGAGCAGGGUCCACCAUGCGGACGGUGCUGGGCCAGAUCAACCAAAUGCCAAUACGCGAGCCCCGGUAAUCAGCAAGCUGACUCUCCCGCUACCGCGAUCACGCGUAGCACCGCCGAGCCAAAUACAGGCAGUACAGCUGGGUCGAAUAAGAGAAACGCCGUGGUGUUUCCCGCUACGCGCCACCUCCUGGAGCUGCAGCUGAUGCACCGCUGGUCCGCAUUGACGUAUAAGAGCUGCCUUACCCCUGGCUCCGACGAUGACGAUGUAUGGCAGUUCAUGGUGCCCGGACUAGCCAUACAGCAUGAUUACCUGCUCUACGGGAUAUUUGCCCUCUCUGCAUUCGAGACGGCGAGGACGGUCAAGACUCCUGAUGCUCAGAUGUAUGUCAAUGCAGCCGUCGAGUAUCACGGCCUAGCACUUGGCCGGUUUCAGUCUCAGCUGCCAGCCAUCAACGCUAAAACUCACGAGGCUGCGCUCUGCAUGUCACUCAUGCUACUAUGUCUAGCUCUUGCAUCUGCGCAGGUAUCACCUAGCCAAGAAAAGGGCGGGAAAGGGCGCAUGGUAGAGGCUGUUGUAUCCCACUUUGGGCUGUUGCGCGGCUGCAUACCAAUUCUCAACAUCGAUCCGGGAUACGCUUCGAGGAAUGUCCACAUUCAGAAGUUGACUCUUUUUGAGGACCUGCCUCGUAUUCCAAUGAGCCCCGAGCUAGAAGCAAAUCUGUCAAAAUUGAACAAUCUAAAUGACAAGAGGAUCACGACGACAGUCCGAGAUUCGGAUGAGCGAAGAGUGCAGCAAGUUGCCUAUUGGGACUCGUGCAAGAAGGCUCUAGCUAUUCUCCGGGAAUGCUACGAGAAAUGCGUGGAUGAUCUAUCGAAAGGUUACGCUCUCGGUUGGCCGAACCUGGCAGGGGAAGAAUACAUGCGGGCGAUCGAAGAGAAGGACUCUGUUGCUUUUGCCAUUCUCAUGUACUGGGGAGUGUUGGCGCAUAAACUCGGUCAUCGGGUCUGGUGGGCGGAGGAUUUCGGGAGCUUAUUAGUUGCAGAAGUGGCACAGACUCUCGCCGUGUCUGAGGAUGGCGCGGAGUAUAAGGAUGUUAUUGAGUGCGCCCAACUCCUCGUGAUAAUAUGA